CUGGAUUGUGUGUGUGUGUGUGAUUCAAUUUCUUUCAAUUCCGAAGAGAAAUGGCGUCGUUGGUUCCAGCUGCCUCUGCAAUAACUGCAGCAGCGGCAGCUUCUGCAUCCAAAUCGACGACUUCAUCGUCAUGUUUGCCCUUUGAACCACGCCAUUGCUGCCAUUCGAUGGUCUUGUUUCACCUUACGUCGAAGCCGAAGCUUAGAUUUUCGACCAAGGGUCAACUAUCUACUUGGAAUCAUUCCACGGUGGUCAAGGCCCAAUCAAAUGAGGUUUCUGUCGAUGGAUCCCCAAAUGACACCGCAACUUCAGCAACCAAAUUGGAAGUACCGGCAUCAGAGGAAAAGAAUGCUAAGCCAGUGAAGGAGCCGUCUCAUGCAGCUUUGGCCACAGAAGAAUCACUCUCUGAGUUUAUAAAACAAGUUUCAAGCCUUGUGAAGCUAGUCGACUCUAGGGAUAUUCAGGAGCUGCAGAUGAAGCAACUCGACUGUGAGUUAAUUAUUCGUAAAAAGGAGUCCUUGCCUCAGCCACCAUCUCCUGCUCCUAUGGUCAUUAUGCAUCCUUCCUCUCCACCACCUGCAGCUGCACCUACACCUUCUGCCCCUGCUCCUUCUUCAACCUUAGCCCCUGCACCCUCUCCACCUCCUGCUAAGUCACCCAAGUCAUCGCUUCCUCCCCUUAAAUGCCCCAUGGCAGGAACAUUCUAUCGGAGCCCAGCACCUAGUGAGCCUCCAUUUGUGAAGGUUGGGGACAAAGUUCAGAAGGGACAAGUCGUGUGCAUCAUCGAAGCCAUGAAAUUGAUGAAUGAAAUUGAAGUAAGGCUGAUCUCAUUGCUACCAUUUAGCUAAACACUUGACAUAAACAACUUUUUUUAGCAAAUUGCUUUCCCUUU
Molecule: messenger RNA, 892 nt
Organism: Telopea speciosissima
Lineage: Eukaryota; Viridiplantae; Streptophyta; Magnoliopsida; Proteales; Proteaceae
Product: biotin carboxyl carrier protein of acetyl-CoA carboxylase 1, chloroplastic-like
Exons: 6
Coding region: 51-848 (265 amino acids)
Biological process (GO): fatty acid biosynthetic process
Cellular component (GO): acetyl-CoA carboxylase complex
Molecular function (GO): acetyl-CoA carboxylase activity
Source: RefSeq, a predicted model, not a curated record